GUGUGGCUUCUCUUCUCUGCCCAUACCCAGAAGAAAGCGGGGACGUGACGGAGCUGGGGAAUUGUUGGAGACUCCAGAAUCACCGAAAAUACAUCUUACAGAACCCUCACUGUUGCUCCAGAUUACCUGUCACGUAUUUAAAAAAUAUAUAUUUCCACAUUUCAACUAAUACGCAAGUAUGUCCUGGCAAGGCUACGUGGAUAACCUGAUGGCCGAUGGCAGCUGCCAGGACUCCGCCAUUGUUGGGUACACAGACGCCAAAUAUGUCUGGGCAUCGUUUCCCGGUGGUACAUUUGUUAACAUAACGGUUGACGAAAUCGACGUCAUUGUAGGAAAGGACCGAGAAGCGUUCUUCUGCGGUGGGUUGACCCUAGGCCAAAAGAAGUGCUCCGUCAUCAGAGACAGCCUCCACGCCGACGGGGACUGGACGAUGGACAUCAGGACAAAGAGUCAAGGAGGAGAGCCCACAUACAACGUUUCCAUAGGCAAAGCUGGGAAAGCGUUGGUUUUAGUCAUGGGAAAGGAAGGUGUCCAUGGAGGACAGCUCAACAAGAAAGCGUAUACAAUGGCUGACUACCUGAGGAAGUCUGGAUACUAAAGCAGCGUCUGCCCAGCCACCUAGCAGCUCACCCUUAACACGCUCUUCCAGUUCUACUUUUCUCCCCAGCCCCUCCUAUUGUCCCCCCCUUUUUGUUUUAUUUUAUUCACCCUUUCUCUUGUUCUGCCCCAGUCAUCUUGAUGCAUUCACACUGUGUACUCAAUCCCAUUCUAGCACUGUUGCACCGUAGUUAAAGAUGAGCAUGUUGUUAACAGGACAUUGUGACAAAUCUGUACUUAAAAAAAAAAAAAAAAAUAUUUAAAAAAAUAAGAUGUACACCUGCACCAUUCUGGCCAAUGCUCAGUGAAAAAACUCUAAUAAAGUGAAGGAAACCUAAAUUGAUGAACUGAGAUUUCGUAUGAUGGUUCCCGAACGUUCACACCCUUGAGCAGCCGAUGCCUUUUUGGAGCACUUGAGCGGUAACCGAGCUCAUGGUCUUCCUUUUCUAGAGCAUGUUUUGGGGUGGGGAAACUGCAUGCAUAUCUUAGAGCCUACUGAAAUACUGUUGUUCCCUCUGCCCCCCCGUAACUCAUGCCAAAUGUCUGUAGCUCCUUCCUUCCCUCUCUUUCUCUUCCUGUUUGUCCAUAGUAGGUGACACUACAUCAGUACACGGAAGGAAUACUCCUCCAUUAACCAACCACUACACCCUAAAGUCCCUUGUAGCUCCCCCUCCCAGCCUCACUACUCUGUACCGGAUGGGGGGGGGGGGUUGCGCUUCAAUGCAGUCCUGGCAGGCUAUCAGUUUUGGUAUUGAUCGAGUCAAAAGGCAAAAUCGGCAUUGUUGAUGCAGGUAGAAUCUCUUCCUUGUCCUCUUCAUGACCUCCUUGACUACGUGAACCCCAUCAUGGACAUUCCAUCGUUACAAUGGUUCAGGCGCUUAAACUGUUUGCCAGCUCCUGUAAUAUAUUUAUUUUUAUUUUUUUGGGGGGGAAAGGCUGCCAUUUUGGACAGUAGAUAUCCCAGCAAAAACAUCCAGUUUGACAUUUUUCAUAGGACCAAUUUUAGUUGCAUCUUUUGGGUAUUUAUACAAUUGCUCUUAAGUCAUUGUGAAGGACGACUUCUAGCCUCAUCUUUCAGGCAAAACGACGCUAAUGUAAAACCACAUCUUUCUGCUGAAGGCAAAAGGGGAGUGUUUGCGGUGGAGGAAAUCGCAGUCUCAUAAUUUGUCAACCUUUUUAGAUUUUUCUUUUUUUUAAUUAAAUGAUUUACUGCAUUUCUAAACCCAUGCUGUGUGAAUAAAUGACUGUGGAAGAAAUGGCCUUGUACUCUGGUGUUCAACUAAGAUAUGGUAUCAAACUGUCUUUUCAAGCUUGGUACUUACUGUAAUGUCCAAUUUGAAAAUAACUUAAAAAAAUAAGGAGAAAUUACACAAUUUGAUGGGAUUGGUUGGAAUAAACACUUUGAUUGUCUUGUGGAAUCUUGAAUACAAUUCCUGUGUAUCCUGUGCCAUAAUGUAGAAACAUCGGUUGCUAUUGUGUGAUGGAUUUUAACUGCUGCCCAGGAAGGAGUCAUUUCAUUGGCACUUUUUUUAGGAGUGUUUUCGCAACAGCUCCAAUGUUCAGGCCUUGUGGGAUGUGUACUAAUUAAAAGUCUUUAUUUGCUGAUUUCUGUUCAUUUCUUUCCCAACACCCCUUUUCUUACAUCUGGGAUACAGUCUCCUAACACUUCAUAUGCAUAAACCAAGAAAUGCCAUAAAUCAAUUUAUCACCUUUGUUUACAGACAGAUCAAAUAAAUGAUUUCCAACCAG
This is a messenger RNA of Coregonus clupeaformis (lake whitefish), 2346 nucleotides long. Its product is annotated as profilin-2. Gene Ontology annotation, molecular function: actin binding. The transcript is spliced from 3 exons. Gene Ontology annotation, biological process: positive regulation of actin filament bundle assembly; actin cytoskeleton organization; regulation of actin filament polymerization. The coding region runs from base 179 to 598 and encodes 139 amino acids. Gene Ontology annotation, cellular component: cytoplasm. NCBI's taxonomy places the organism in Eukaryota, Metazoa, Chordata, Actinopteri, Salmoniformes, Salmonidae. The record is from RefSeq and is a predicted model, not a curated record.